GACUCAAGCAGUGCUCUACCGUGAUUGGUCAACGCCACCUCAGUAAUGGCAGUAUAACUAAACGUCCACAUACAACGUGAACUCAAUAAACAAUCGUGAAAUAAACAAAAUAUAAAUAUACCAGCUCUUCGAAAGACAAUAUUUCAGGUCAAAAUGAGCGUUGGUUUCAUCGGAGCAGGUCAGCUGACUCACGCGCUGGUGAAGGGCUUCACAGCAGCAGGUGUGAUCGCCACACACAGGAUAACAGCGAGCUCUCCAGACACAGACCUGCCAACUGUCAUUGGGCUAAGAAAAAUGGGAGCAUACUUCACCACCAGUAAUAAAGAGACUGUGAACAAGAGUGAUGUUCUGUUCCUUGCGGUCAAGCCGCAUAUCAUUCCCUUCGUUUUGGAUGAGAUCGGGCCAGACAUUGAAGACCGUCAUCUCAUUGUGUCCUGUGCAGCAGGAGUGACGAUCAGCUCCAUAGAGAAGAAAUUGCUGCAGUACCGCUCGGCUCCUAAAGUAAUCCGCUGUAUGACAAACACUCCAGUGGUGGUGCGUGAAGGGGCCACGGUGUACGCCACAGGCACCCAUGCAGAGGUGGAGGAUGGGAAGCUUCUGGAGCAGCUAAUGGCCAGUGUGGGCUACUGCACAGAGGUGGAGGAGGACCUGAUUGAUGCCGUCACUGGCCUUAGUGGCAGCGGCCCAGCCUAUGCGUUUCUAGCUGUUGACGCUCUUGCUGAUGGAGGGGUGAAGAUGGGACUCCCCAGAAGACUGGCUGUGCGACUGGGAGCUCAGGCUCUGCUUGGGGCAGCAAAAAUGCUCCUGGAUUCUGAGCAACACCCUGGACAGUUAAAAGACAACGUGGCUUCGCCUGGAGGUGCUACAAUCCACGCUUUGCAUGUCAUGGAAAGUGGCGGCUUCCGUAGCCUCCUGAUCAACGCAGUGGAGGCAUCAUGCAUUAGAACAAGGGAGCUUCAGCACUUGGCUGACCAGGAGAAGAUUUCUCCCGCUGCCAUAAAGAAGACGACUCUGGACAAGGUGCUUCAGCAGCCGGGUGUGACGACAGCAGGGGUCGGGGUCAGGACAGGCCUCAACCUCUUUAACAGCAGCACCUCCAAAAACAAGAAAAAAUGAACCUCUUCAGCACCGCAUCUGGUUUACAGUAGGGAUAAACCACUCCAGGAGUUGCAGAUAAGACACUAAAAUACCAAAAAUGGUUUAAAUUUUUCUCUUAAACUGGUUAAUGAGCUUUUUUUCAUAACCUGUACACACCGUUCACUUAUUUUGUAAAUUGUGCUUUUGUCUUAUGCUGGUUUGGACCAACUCUAAGCAAUAGUUUUUCUUGAUAUACACUGUAAACAAUACACUUUUAUUAAACUAUGUCUGAACUAGAUAGAUUAAGCUGUAUUUUGCUAAGUGUAUCUGGGCUGACUUGAAUGAAAUUAAAGCAUUUAUAGUGGGAUUUCUAA
This is a messenger RNA of Onychostoma macrolepis, 1451 nucleotides long. RefSeq names its product pyrroline-5-carboxylate reductase 1a (gene pycr1a). The transcript has 8 exons. The coding region runs from base 154 to 1116 and encodes 320 amino acids. Gene Ontology annotation, biological process: L-proline biosynthetic process. Gene Ontology annotation, molecular function: pyrroline-5-carboxylate reductase activity. The record is from RefSeq and is a predicted model, not a curated record. NCBI's taxonomy places the organism in Eukaryota, Metazoa, Chordata, Actinopteri, Cypriniformes, Cyprinidae.